CUCUUACGGACAAGGGUGCUGCUUACCACCAAGUUGCAUAGAUACCGUUGUGCACCAAGAAAACAGUAUGAAUGUUAACAGAUAUUUCAGAGUUUUUAGACUAGUGACAAAUUACAGUCGGAAGACUUACGUGACAAACAUCCCAAGAUUUCAAACUGUGCGACUUAUUAAUUCAAAUAUCUAUUUUGGUACUGGACUUGCAUUUCUUUGGCCUUUAAAAAAAAGCAGCCCGACUGUAGCUGUCUCUGAAGAAAAGAAUACAUCUAUACAAACAGCAGACAACUUAUUUGAUGAUGGACAUUAUGAAGAAUGUUAUAAACUGCUUUUACAUGUACAAGAAGCUAAUGAAUCUGAUGUUGAAGUAGAAUGGCGCAUUUGUCGAGUGUUAUACAACAUGGCUAAAGAACCAAAAUAUGACAAAGCUACACAAAACAACUUUAUACUUGAAGCCUACAGUAUUAUAGCUUCACUUUUACAAAAUAACUGGGACCAUUACGCUGUUCAAAAGUGGUAUGCCUUGCUUCUGGACUCAAAAAGUUCAAAGGAAGGAAUGAAGGAAAGAAUAAGACAGUUGGAAAAUGUUAAGAAACAUAUGGAUUUGGCAGUUACCCUCAAUCCAAAUGAUGCAACAACCCUUUUCAUGCUUGGUGAAUGGUGCUACCAAGUUACCGAAUUGUCCUGGUAUCAAAGAAAAGUAGCUGAAGCUUUCUUUGCAUCUCCUCCUUAUUCAAGUUAUGAAGACGCUUUAGAAUACUUUUUAAGAGCUGAGGCAGUGCAACCAAGAUUUUACAGUCUCAAUUUAUUGAGACUUGGUAACUGUUACUUGAAAUUAAAAAAGGAAGAUCAAGCCAAAUAUUACCUCAGGUUAGCUGCCAGCUAUCCCGCAAAAUCUAAUGAUGACCAUAUGGCUAAUACAGAGGCUGCUGAACUCCUAAAAAAACUAAAAUGAUUAGUGAUUCAGCUGUAGCAGCCUUUGUAAUACAAUGAAUGGGUGCUGGUUAAUUAUUAAAAAAAACAGUGUUAUAUACAAUUUUAUGAAUUUA
Messenger RNA from Hyposmocoma kahamanoa, 1043 nucleotides. RefSeq names its product regulator of microtubule dynamics protein 1-like. Gene Ontology annotation, cellular component: cytoplasm; mitotic spindle pole; spindle microtubule. Lineage: Eukaryota; Metazoa; Arthropoda; Insecta; Lepidoptera; Cosmopterigidae. The record is from RefSeq and is a predicted model, not a curated record. Bases 68 to 949 code for a protein of 293 amino acids. The transcript has 5 exons. Gene Ontology annotation, molecular function: microtubule binding.